UAUAGAGAUUAUUUUUCAGAAAACCCAGUAUAUUCUUCUGAUAUUUUUCGAAGGCGUUUUCGCAUGAAUCGGUCUCUAUUUCUUCACAUAUUGAAUGCAAUUCAACAAUAUGAUGAUUACUUUGUACAAAAAAAUGAUGGGUUAGGCAGGGCAGGGUUAUCUGGUCUUCAAAAAAUGACAGCAGCCAUUAGGAUGUUAGCGUAUGGUGUGUCCGCUGAUUGUGUUGACGAGUAUGUACGAAUAGGAGAAAGCACAACAAUUGAAUCUCUGAAAAAAUUUUGUCAAGCAAUUAUCAAUGUUUUUGAAAAAGAAUAUUUACGAUCGCCUACAAAUGAAGAUAUUUCAAGAUUACUAAAAGAGGGCGAGAAACGUGGAUUUCCUGGUAUGUUGGGCAGUUUAGACUGCAUGCAUUGGCAAUGGAAGAAUUGUCCUAGUGCGUGGCAUGGGCAAUUUACUGGACAUGUCCAAAAUCCGACAAUUAUACUUGAGGCAGUGGCUUCGUAUGAUCUGUGGAUAUGGCAUGCCUUUUUUGGAAUGCCUGGGUCUCAUAAUGAUAUUAAUGUUCUUGAUCGAUCUCCUUUAUUUUCAGAACUAGCUGAAGGACGUGCUCCGGCUGCUAACUACAACUUGAAUGGCCACAACUACACUAUGGGAUAUUAUCUUGCCGAUGGAAUUUAUCCUAAAUGGGCAACAAUAGUUCAGUCAAUUUCACAACCUCAAGGUUUAAAAAAUAAAUUAUUUUAAACCAAGCAAGAAGCAUGUAGAAAAGAUGUUGAAAGAGCAUUCGGAGUACUUCAAACAAGGUUUGCGAUUGUCAAAGGACCUGCACGAUUUUGGAACCGUAAGGAUUUGGGAUUCAUUAUGAAAGCUUGCAUCAUUUUACACAACAUGAUUAUUGAAGAUGAAUAUGAUCAACCUAUGAAUUUUGAAUAUGAUGCGUCAGAAUUAUCACCUUCAAUUCAAGUGUCACAUGAGCCUACACUUCGUUUUCAUGAGUUUAUUGCCCGUCAUCUUAAGAUUCGAUCUUCUGAGCUGCAUUUUAAUCUACGAAAUGAUCUUAUUGAACACUUGUGGGAACAAUAUGGACAUGAAGAUUCUUAAAAUUUAGUUGAGUUUAAAUAAGUAUGACUCAGAAUUUUAAUUUUUAAUGUAGUUUUCAAUUUUUUUGGUAUUGUCUUUUUCAU
Molecule: messenger RNA, 1184 nt
Organism: Mercurialis annua (annual mercury)
Lineage: Eukaryota; Viridiplantae; Streptophyta; Magnoliopsida; Malpighiales; Euphorbiaceae
Exons: 1
Coding region: 64-744 (226 amino acids)
Source: RefSeq, a predicted model, not a curated record